Messenger RNA from Acanthochromis polyacanthus (spiny chromis), 2656 nucleotides. RefSeq names its product spermatogenesis associated 2-like (gene spata2l). Bases 397 to 1827 code for a protein of 476 amino acids. The transcript has 4 exons. NCBI's taxonomy places the organism in Eukaryota, Metazoa, Chordata, Actinopteri, Pomacentridae. Gene Ontology annotation, cellular component: cytoplasm. The record is from RefSeq and is a predicted model, not a curated record.
UUAUAUUAUAUUAUUAUCUUUCAGGUGAGUCGAUUCAUGUGCAGCAGGUGAAAUGCCGCCAUCUUGCGGAUCAAACUCCAAACAGCAUAUUGACGAUUUUAUCGAUUAAUUUUACAGCACUGUUUCUAAUUCCUGUCAGUUUUAUCCCUUUUCUUGAUUUUGUUUGAGUUUCCAUCCUAUAUUUUGAUUUUAAAGUCACCGUUUUCUGUCUAAUUCCGCCCCUGCGGCCUGCCCUGACGCAGACACCGAGCGCUCCCUCCGCGGAGCUGGAAACCCCGUGCCACGUGACAAUGUUUACUUUAUCCCGGACAAUCGAGACGCGCGGAGCCGCUCGUGUUACCGGACAUGUUUGACUCUGUUCACCGGUAAACACCUGGACCGGCAGCAGGCACCGAGAUGAGCGUCUCCUGGCAGCGAGGCAGAGAUCUUGUGAAGUCCUACAAUCUGAGCUUGGAGCAGCAGAUUGUGGGUCGAGGCUGCAGCCUGGUGGUGAAAGACGAGGAUCUGUGGAGGCGGGUGGAGGAGCUGCUGAGGGAUGGAGACCCUCAGGAGAUCCACUGCCUCGCCCUGGAUCCUCUCAGUGUGAUGGAGGAGUCCCUGAAGGCAGCGGCGUCCGGCGGGAGGAGGCUGGGACCCAGAGGAGGGCUGAGAGGUCUGGCCAAAGCCUUCGAGGUUCUGGAACAAGUAGCUCUGAACGUCUACCUGGCUCCAUGGAGGGAGGAGUACCGAGUUAUCAAGAUGUACUCCGGCCUGUUCACCCACCACAUCACUCCGGUCCUGUCGCCGCCUCAGAUCAAGAAGCUCUUCGGCCUGCUGGGCUACCAGAUCAGCCCGACUCGGCCCGAGGAGCUUCUCCUGGACCCGUCCAGAAUCCGCCACCUCCUGGACGAGCUCCUCCCGCUGUCUUGUGCCUUCUUCCUGGCUCGGUGCGAGUGUCGCCUCCUGCUGGCGGCUCUAGCGAAACACAACAGUGACGCCCAGUGGGAGCUGAGCUUAGUGAGGGAACGGCAGCGAGGAAGCAGCCUGCAGAUCGCUAUAGAAACCACCCAGAGGUCGCUGGAGCUGUUCGACGUCGACGAGGAUCUGUACGGAGACGGGCAGGUCAACGGAGGCGGGAUGCAGCAGACGGUCGCCGCUGUGGACGCCGGUCCUCACUCCGUUACCUGGACGACUCAAAGCUACGCUGUGACGCCGCCUGCCGCCAAAACAAACGGCGUGAGCACGUCCUCACCACUGGAGCCCGACGCCAGCUGGAGGUUUGACACCAAGGACUCUCUGCUGGGGGCUUCACCGGAGGCCGCCCACCUCUGCAGCUGUCUGCAGGCGCCUCAUCUGCGUCUCAGACGCUGCAUCGAAUGCGACGCGCUGCACGACGCCGUCUGCGCCUCCCUCGAUGUUUGCGCUCAGAGGGGCCAUGAGCUGACGCUCAUCGACGACGAGGUGAAGGAAGCGAGGACGGCGUCGCCUCAGAGAGCCUCGCCGGGGGCCGUGUCCUCCUUGACGCUGCGCGACGACGACCUCGAACCCGCCAGCCCCGCCCUGCAGCCGAUCGGCUUCCACGAAUGCUGCGACCUCGCCAAGCUGGACCCGCAGGUGUUCUGUCGCAGCUGCAGCGUCUUCCACUCCGGCUCCUGCAGAGAAAGAGACUUCUGCCAGAUCAAGCACGACGUCCGGACGCUGGGAGUCUGCUCCUGUGGAAAGCACUGCUCCAGGAAGCCGCUGGUCCUCUGCAGGUACUGCGGCAACGAAUACUGCAACCCCUGCUGGUACAGAAACCCGCUGAGCUGCAGCUGCGGCCAGACGUUCGACCAGUCGUCCUCCGUCUGAGCCCAGGAGUUUUGCACUUCAGAGGCAGAAUCCCAGUGCCUUAAACCUGCACACUGGAGACGUCUUUUUCAAAUCAAACGCUGCCUUCACUGACUCUCCUCAUCGUGCCACCAGUUCUUCUCUAAGUGUCCGUAUUUACCGGCACAGUGCAGCCUGUUACACUCUGUGCCUCUUUGGGCUUCUUCACUGUAACUAGAAGCACAACGAUGUCUGUUUUUAUGUUUGCUGCCUGCAUCAGAAUGCAGUAAAAAGGGUCAAAACGCCUCCAGUCUGCGUUAAAAAGUGUGUUUUAUGGUUCAAGAGCUGCUUUAGUUCAGCCACAGUGGAGUUACAGGUAGAAAUCUGUCGUAUUUAACAUCUAACUAAGCAAUGUUUUAGAAUAUUCCACACGUUUUUAGCCCGUAACUUCUGUUUUGAAGUUCAGAAGGUGAUUAUUGUGACAGUCAUUUAUUUUCUUGAUUAAAUAGUUGAAGAUUUGGUCGAUAAAAUGUCAGAAAAUUACCGUUCCACUGAGUUGUAGCUACAACGAUUAGUCUGUUAAUUGAUUAAUUGACAACUCCUUUGAUGACUUUAAUCAUCAAUUUGAGUCAUUUUUUAAUAAAUUCUCUGUUUACAGCUUCUUAAAUGUGAGUAUUUUCUGGUUUCUUUCCUCUGACGUAAACUGAAUGUCUUUGGACAAAACAAGCCUUUUUUUAAAAAAAAAUCUUGAAUUGAUACUAGUCAACAUUUUUGCACAGUUUCCUGACAUUUUAUAGACAAAAAUAAGCAUUUAAUCAAGAAAAUAUUUGAAAGAUGAAUCAACAAUGAAUAAAUCUUUAUUUACAGACAA